CGCUGGACUGUGUGGAAGUUUCCCUGCAAGUUGAGAAAGGCUAGAGGACAGCAGCAGCGGGUGGAGCGGCACAAGUCACCAGAGAUAAAGAAGAUACAGGAAAACUAAACCUGGGAUUGAAGUAUAAAUUAAUCGAAGUCUCCUUACAAUUACAUCCCGAGCUCUUCUGGUUUCUGUGGGGUUGCUUCGCUGAAGUUUAGCCGUUAACGGCAGGCUGGAACUAUUGAUGGACCUUUGAACUGGAAAAUACGUCACUGACUGAGCCUAGACUGCUCCCCCACUAUCUCCCCUCCAUCUGACACCCAGACAGCCUCUAUGCUCAUCAACCUGACUGUGGCCAUCAAGGAGUCUCGUGCCUUUCAUGGAACACAGCCUGCCCUCCCCGCCGUUGCCCCUGACUCUGUGGAAGUGACAGCCAUGGAGUCGCGCCCAGUGCUAGUCGCUCCUCCACCGCCUCCCCUAGCACCUCCACCACCUCCACCCCCUCCUCCGCCACCCCCACCUCCACCGACUUCCUCCUCGCCUUUUAGCCGGACCGACAGUGCCCGUCGGAGCCGGCUGAGGAAGCUGAACUGGGAGCGCAUCCCCAAAGAGAAGGUGGAGGGGAGGAAGAGUGUGUGGAGCGGGGCAGCCCCGGGAGAGGACGAGUUCCCCAUAGACCUCCAUUCACUGGAUGAACUGUUUGGACAGAAGGACAGUAAGCCUCAGGACAGAACCAGCACCCUGAGACGGCGGUCUGCUCUGCUGCGCUGCAGGUCCCCCCAGGACAGCACGGAAGAGAUUUCCCUGUUGGACUCCAAACGCAGUAUGAACAUUGGAAUAUUUCUACGCCAGUUCAAGAUGCCAGCUAAGGAGAUAGUUGAGGAUAUCAGGCGUGGUGCUGGAGACCGUUACGGAGCAGAGAAGCUCACAGAACUCUGCAAAUUGCUGCCUGACACUGAGGAGGAGUCCCGCCUGAGGAGGUUCAGUGGGGAGCGGAGCUGGCUGGGAGAGCCGGAUCUUUUCCUGCUGCUGUUGGUGGAAGUCCCCAGUUUUCGGCUGCGUUUGGAUGCCAUGAUCCUGCAACAAGAGUUUGACCCUGCUGUGACCUCUCUGUGUGUGGCAGCCAGAUGUCUGAGGGAGGCGGCCAGAGAACUGCUGAGCUGUCCUGAGUUACACUCCAUCCUUCGUUUGGUGCUGAAAGCAGGAAACUACAUGAACGCUGGUGGAUAUUCGGGGAAUGCCGCUGGAUUUCGAAUUUCAUCGCUGCUCAAACUGGCUGACACCAAAGCCAACAAGCCGGGCAUGAACCUGCUGCAUUUUGUAGCAAUGGAAGCUGUGAAAAAGGACCAGAGUUUACUGUCAUUUCCCAGCCAAAUAGGCCAUGUUGGCUCCGCCUCCAGGUUGUCUGAGGAGUCUGUGCUAGAGGAUUUAUCAAAGUUAAAAAGCAGAGUGGUGGCACUUAGCGCAAACAUCCAGACUGAGACGGAGAUUCAGCAGCAUACACAACCUUUCCUAGAGGUGGCUGAGGAGCGUCUGAAGGAGGCAGAGGAUGAGGUAGAGGGAAUGAGGAUGUCUAGUCAGGCUCUGGUGGAGUUCUUCUGUGAAGAUGACAGCACAUUCAAACUGGAGGAGGCUUGCAGGGUCUUCAAUUCGUUUUGCCUUCGCUUCCAAAGAGCUGUCCAGGAGAAUGCAGAGCGAGAGCUGAAGGAGCAGAAACGUCUGGCGCGUCAACGUGAGAUAGGGGAAAAGCGCCGAUCUCUGGCGGUUUGUACGGGGCUGGAUGUCAGCCUCACCAGAGAGCCCCAGAGUCAGGAGAACCAAGAUGAGCUGGAGAAACUGCUGGAGAAGAACUUGAGCUACACUUGGAGUCGACGUAGCCUGAGAAGCUCUGAGUCCCGCAGACACUCCCAUCACCCCCACAAUGACUUAUCCACGCUUAAGAGCUUCCCUGAGCUGGGCAGCAGCCCCACAUCCACUAGUUAUCACUCCAACAGCUCCUCUGACCAUGAGACCACCGCUGGGCUUUGCAGCUCCCCAGACACUGACGGAGCGUGUUCCCCAAUUGACCAAGAACCUGUUCUGCUUAGAGGGAGCAGGUCUCGGGCAGCUGACCGGAGCAUGGAAGCAGUGCUGGACUCGCACAUUGCCAUAUUUAAUCAGCAUGAACGCGGCUUCUCGAUCAAGCAGCACGGGCCUGAAAGCAUUUCUUAUGUGCUGCAAAAACAAUCGAAAGCAGGACUUAAAAAAGAAGCUGAGAUAUCACAUGAAAACAUGGUAUUGAUGACCACUGAAUCUUUACCCAGUCCCUCUACAAAUGCUGCUGCUAUCCCCACUGAUAAAUCUGCCCUUUGUGUUAAACACCAGACCCCCACUCACAGGCAUAGGUUUGGCCUGCCAGUGACAGACAGUACUCGCCCUGUUCAGAGUAAAUCUAAUGGCUCUGGUGUGGAUGAGUCUGCACCUCCCUCUCUUCAUUCAAUACUUUCUCACAGUGACAACAGGUCUGGGUCGUUAAGGUACCAGAGAUCUGACAGCCAAUCACAAUCAUCUGUAAAAGCUCCAGAGAAGGUCCAGUCACAACCACAGGUGAGAGAGACGUCCACUGCGAAUACAAGUGCUACGAUGCAUUCGACUGAUGCAGGUUUAACAAAGCACACUGAUGCGGAAGUGGCAGCCACACCUCUGGAGGAGAACUGGAGGCCCUCCAGUUUACCUGAGUUCAGCCAAUCACAGCCAGAGGAGUACUCCGACCUGCCGAGUCUUGAGAGGGACACGGCAAAGCCUUACUCACGUGUGGGUGAAACACUGGAGUGCCACACCCUGGUGAAAGGUCUUCGAUCAUAUGAUGCCUUGUCACCCCCAACCUCCCCACUCCCACGACCCGCACCGAGCCUCUGCUCCAAGUGGAGGAAAGAGAGGGAGGGUGACCUCCGAGUGGGGACGACUCCAGGGUCUCCUACAUCAAAGGAGGAGACUCGAACCGUGAAGGUCCCUGUGCGUAGUGGAAUAGGGGCCAAAAGGGGACUUGUGUCACGUGCGGGACCUUCCAAUAGUACAGGCAUUCCCAGGGUGCGCUCCAAAACUGAGCCUUCAAACGGAGCUCCAACCCCCGCUAACCCAGUCACUCCGAGCCGGCUGUCUAGUCCUCGAAGCGUAUCCAUGCGCACGUCUCCUGUCCCACGGCCUGCUGCUGUUCAGGCAGAGGUGAAACGCAGUAACAGCACACGGGAGAGGACUGUCAGUGAGACACAGAGUGCAGGGAAGCCCACCUUAACCCGCAGGACCUCAGACAGGUCCGUAGCAGAGAAGGUCUCAGGCAGCACCCAGCAGGCCUUCGUCAGAGGAGCUCCUCUUCGUGUUUCGAAAAGACUCGCCCCACACUCUGAGACUCAGGUACCAUCCCAGCCUCGCACCACCCACAGCCCCUCCUCCUCCACGGCAAAGACCAUACGCACGGCUGUCAUAUCUGCUGCCCAAAAUAAAACUGCCAAGACAACAAGCACAAGCACCACAAGCUCUAAAAUCCCAACAGCUUCACGGAUACCUGGUCCUAAAAUGCCUCGCGCUGCUGCAGCUCCACCACUGUGGAGGUGAUGGAAGUUAUUAAGUGCUUAUACUGCAUAGUCUUUUCACACGUUUUAUGCCUUUAUGGAUUUCAGUCUAAUGUAAACUGUGGGUAUUCAUGAAGAGUGAGAGUCAUCAUUCAGAUUUCUUGUCUUCAUCAGCUCUACAUUGUCUAAAUUCAACUUUUAUGAAAUGUCUAUGUAGUUGUGAGUGCUUAGGUUCUAUAUAUGUGAGAGGGAGCUGCACUGGGAGCAUAGGGGACAAUUAAAUUAAUGUGCUUUACCCAAUAGCAGAAUAAAUCCUACCUCUUUUUACACCCAUUUUGGGUCCUUUGCAGGCAAUAGGACACCACAAGACCACCCAUCUUACAGAAACUUCAUUCAUAGAACAGAAAAGCAGUAAUAAAACAAAAAUUUUAAUUUGGGAAACUGUUUCAAUCACCGUAGCGUUGAAAGAAGUACCAGUAGUUUUGUCCACAUGUUUUGAAUACUGUGACUCGCUAAGUGAUCAUAGUGUUCUCACACUUGGCUGUCUUACAGUGUGAAUUGAACUCGGUACAACAUUGAACUGUUUAUCCUCCCGUUGAGAGGCCUCAUUGUUCUGAUGCACUUUACAAACUGAAAAAGAGGCCGCGAGGAGAUGAUUACUGUAAUUUUUGUCAUUUUUAUUUUGUAUCAAAAGAUUCUAUAAAUUUAUUGAAUAGCAUUGGUUGUUAUGCACUGUAUUAUGUGGAUUUAUUAAAAAAAAAAGAAAAGAUGAAUAAAGAUGGUG
Centropristis striata (black sea bass) is the source of this 4317-nucleotide messenger RNA. It is a transcript of the gene fhdc2, whose product is annotated as FH2 domain containing 2. Bases 316 to 3576 code for a protein of 1086 amino acids. The record is from RefSeq and is a predicted model, not a curated record. The transcript has 12 exons. NCBI's taxonomy places the organism in Eukaryota, Metazoa, Chordata, Actinopteri, Perciformes, Serranidae.